This is a messenger RNA of Chrysoperla carnea, 1150 nucleotides long. RefSeq names its product transmembrane protein 216-like. The record is from RefSeq and is a predicted model, not a curated record. Gene Ontology annotation, biological process: non-motile cilium assembly. Bases 81 to 506 code for a protein of 141 amino acids. Gene Ontology annotation, cellular component: ciliary transition zone. The transcript has 2 exons. NCBI's taxonomy places the organism in Eukaryota, Metazoa, Arthropoda, Insecta, Neuroptera, Chrysopidae.
UUAGAUAUUAGAUUAGCACUGCUAAAGUAAAACUUAAAAAUCAAAUAUUUAGCAUUACCCGAAGGAGUCUUCUCAAAAAUAUGAACACAAGUUUAUUCUAUGAAGUUUUACUUUAUUUAAAUUCAUUCUAUUUUGGAGUGUUUGGAGUUAGCGAGGUUGGAAUAGCGCUAUUUAAAUACGUGAAAAUUCCAUAUUCUAAAGAUGCAAUGUUAACAGAAUUUUCAUUAUUAAUAUUUUUAUGUAUUUUGGAGUAUUGUCGAAUAUGGCUGGGACGUAGAGGAAAUUUUUCUGAUCGAGGUAGUACUGUUUCAGCAAUUCCUAUUAUACUCUCAACUUUAUUAAUUUUACCAGCUGCGGCCAUUGUUGUGUACUUUCUUAUAUGGCAAGAACUUAUUUUACGUUUCGAAUAUAUUAUUUUAAGCGUUCAAUUACUUCUACAUGCAACUGAAUUAGUAAUUGCAUUCUUAAAUAUUAUGCCAUCGUCCAGGAAACAGGUUUACGAUUAAAUUUCAUUUUGAAUGGAGAUUACACUGAUCGUGUUUACAAGCUACUCUAGCUGCUAGUUGGCUGGUUCACAACUACUAAUUAGGGCUGCCAAAUCAUAAUUGCAAAAAAAAAAACAGGGAUCAUACCACUAAAACCGAAGAGUACUUUUUUUUAUCUUCGUACAUAUACAAAGCAUAAAUUAUGCAAUUCUUUUUUUUUUGUAUUGACAAAUGAUUCAUAUUAUAAUUUAUUCUAGUUUUUAGAAAAUCAUACUUUUUUAAAAAUUUUUUACAUGCGUCUACCAUAAAUUGUUGUAAAAAUGGCCAAAAAAUCAAAGAUUAUGCUUCGAAAACCAAAGACUCUGGAGACUCUGGUCCAAAACCGGCGAGUUGGCACCCCUACUAUUAAUAAAUUCUUCAAUGUAACAAUAGAUGCUAAUAGCUAACUGCUCAUAGUUAGGGUUGCCACCUCAAAAUUCCGGGAAAUCGAGAGAUAGUGAAAUUAAUCUAAUUAUAGCACCGAAUUAUAAUACUGUUCGAUAUUUUUGAUAUUUUGUGUAAUCAAUUUUUCUAUAAUUAAAUAUGUAAAUAAAUAUGCUUCAAGUGAUUUAAAAUGUAUCAAAAAAUAUCUUUAUUUACUGAACUCUGGAGAAUUUAUAUUGAUA